Molecule: messenger RNA, 3216 nt
Organism: Rhagoletis zephyria (snowberry fruit fly)
Lineage: Eukaryota; Metazoa; Arthropoda; Insecta; Diptera; Tephritidae
Gene: chm
Product: lysine acetyltransferase chameau
Biological process (GO): regulation of transcription by RNA polymerase II
Cellular component (GO): nucleus; histone H3-K14 acetyltransferase complex; chromatin
Molecular function (GO): histone H4 acetyltransferase activity; histone H3 acetyltransferase activity; chromatin binding
Source: RefSeq, a predicted model, not a curated record
GAACAAGAGUACGUUUACAAAUUUUUGCAGAUUAAUGAGUAUAUAAACAAACGUUUUGCUGACAAAAAUUAGUUUUCGCUGGGAAUCCAUGUUCUUAUCUGUAUAGUGUGUACCUUUAAACAGAAUGUCUACAUUUCGAAAAAAGAGCACUAGCACUACCGGAACUAGUUCGAGUUCCACAUCGGGCAGCUCGACAAGUGGAAGCACAAGUGGUUCAAAUUCAGGUAGUAGUUCAUCUGAUACCGAAUCAAGUAGCUCCGGUGACGAGAAGAGUUUGGCCGAUGAUGCUCCAAGCACAGUUGCCGCAACUAAAACGCAAGUAACAACUCGACGGAAAAGUUCCGAAUUCAAAGGCGCAGCUAAAGCGGAUGCAGAAAAACUUGCUAUAAGUUCACAGUCAACUUCAAAGACAAGACUAAGCAAUAGUAAUACUGCAUCUCUGCGGCAACCUCGUGCAGGUAAUCAUACAAGUGAUGAUGAACUUCCGGCUAGUAAGAAGCCGGCAAGGCCAGUUGCAACAUCCAGUACAACUCAAAAACGGAAACUGUCCGCUUCGAGCACAUCAGCUGCACAAAAUCAGAGUAAUCAGCGAAUUAUCGGUGGUAAAGCACCUCAAAACACCUCGAAUAAACUAAAUUCACACACAAAUAAAGCUCCGGCUGGCAACUCAAAGGCACAAAUUAGCUUAGUUCCUGAAAAUGGACAAGAUGGAAAGAAAAAUGCAUCUACUGCAAUGCAUGGGUCAGACGAAUCAGAUCGGGAGGUAUUCCCUUCUAGUCGUAAUAAAUCUGAACGUAAAGGGCAAGUAAAAUUAUCCGCUCAAGCUAAUUCGGCAGCCGCUUUAAAUAGCUCGGAUAAUCGAAUAAAGCAGGCAAGGCCCAAAACACAAACUAAGCGCACUAUAGUUGGAAAAGCAAAGAACAAGAGCUCAGAAGAGGACGAAGAAGAAAGCGAAUCGGAAAGUGGAAAAACUACCACCUCUACUGAGUCUGAAGCCACCGAGAGCAGUAAUUCUUAUGACACCCAUCCAGUCAAAUCAGUGAAAGGUAAACGUGCGCCUACCGCUGCUAAAAUAGCCAAUUCCGACUCAGACGAUGGAGCGCCACGCAAACUCACACGUUCACUAAGCACCAGAAGGUCUAGGCAGCAACCAAAGUCUUCAGGCGGUGCCGGCUGCCCUUCUGAAAGCGAAUCUGAAGUCGAUUUAGACACUGAGAAACAUUCAUUGUCAAAAAGCCCAGCAAAGCGUUGUAUUUCAUCUACCGGCGGUAGUAAAUGCAAAGUAAAGAAGGAAGCUGGUGUAUUCGGUUCAACAUCGUCCAAGCCACGUUCGUUAUCACCGCCUCAACAAAUGGAGAAAAAAUGCCCAAUUGAGGGAUGUGAUUCGUCAGGUCAUUUAUGCGGCAAUUUGGAUAGACAUUUUCUACCCGAAGCUUGUCCUAUUUACCACAAUAUGUCGGCAUCUGAGUGCAAAGAACGUGUUCCCGAAAGAAAACUUAGGAAUGAGCGACGUCUACGUAACAGUAAUAGUAAUUUAAAUAAUUCCGAUGUGGCAAAUCCAAAAGGACGCACAAAUGAACAAAAUGAAUUUUUAGCUAAAAUUCGCGAAUCACGAGCAAGAUUUCGCCCUAUAGCGGCUACCAUAAAUACUGAUAAAGUAAAACUUGAAAAAGAUUGCACUGAUGAGGAUCGUGAACCUAACUUGAUUGGACUUGUGCCUGAUUAUGAUUUGCAAUUGUUUCGGGAUGCUCAAGCAAUCGCCUCUGAAAAAGUCGAAGAUGAGCUAAAAGAUUUGCCUGUUGGAAAGGGGAUAAAGUAUAUAACAAUGGGUAAAUAUAAGAUGAAAGUUUGGUAUCAAUCGCCAUACCCUGACGAUGCGGCACGGCUACCUCAAAUGUAUAUUUGUGAGUUCUGCCUACGGUAUCAGAAAUCAGAAACUGGCAUUAAACGGCACGCCGAGAAAUGUGUGUGGCGACAUCCGCCAGGUGAUGAGAUAUAUCGAAAAGGCAAACUACAAGUAUGGCAAGUGGAUGGUAAACGACAUAAGCAAUACUGUCAACAUUUGUGUCUUUUGGCUAAAUUCUUUCUGGAUCACAAAACACUUUACUACGAUGUAGAACCAUUCCUUUUUUAUAUAAUGACAUUAGCUGAUGUGGACGGCUGUCAUACAGUUGGAUACUUUAGCAAGGAAAAGAACUCAUUCUAUAACGUUUCCUGCAUACUUACUCUUCCACCUUAUCAGCGAAAAGGCUAUGGACGUCUGCUUAUUGAUUUUAGCUAUCUUUUGACCAGAGUGGAGGGUAAAAUUGGUUCGCCGGAAAAACCACUUUCGGACUUGGGUUUAAUUUCAUAUCGCUCCUACUGGAAAGAUGUACUUUUGGACUAUCUCUGUAGCCGAACCGGAAGUGCUUUGAGCAUCAAGGAUGUAUCACAGGAAACGGCUAUAUAUUCAUAUGACAUCGUUAGCACCUUGCAGGCUUUGGGCAUGAUGAAAUACUGGAAAGGCAAACACAUUGUACUUAAAAAACAAGAAGUGCUCGAUGAAUAUGAAAAACGUGUGAAUCAAAGAGGAAAUUUUCCGAAAAUCGAUGAUAGCUGUCUGCGCUGGAGUCCUUUUGUGCCAACACAAACCAAUAACUCUCCAUAAUAGUAGGCUAUAAGUUCACGUACGGAGACGAUAGUUAUCAUCUACGUACACUGAAUGCAAAUAUGUAGUUUACUUAACUACUUUGUGUAUUUAUUUUAAGAAUGCACAUGUAUAUGUGUAUGUAUUUAUUUAUGGAAAUGUGGUGUCAGGUGUAAAAAUGAUUACUCCAUUGUUGAUGGUUCUAAACGCCCAAAAUACUUAUACUAUAUAUGUACAUAAAUAGUACCAAUCACACUUAUGUAGGUGCCCUGAAGUCUCAAACAUUUCAUAAAAAAUGCGAACAACACUGGAAUUGUCUUUUUUUAUACCUGGCAUCACUGAUAACUAUGCUUUAUGGCUGCUCGCAGCUUUCAAUCAAUUACUUGAGUAUAUACCGAAUUCGUCUUUUAAAAACAGUACUCAUUUUUUGUAUAUACUUAUGAUAUUAAAUAAAUGCUACACUUUUAAGAUGUUUUGUAUAGCUCGUGUGGCAGGUCGAACACACGACUUUGCUUCAUAUUUUUAACAAAUAUGUAUUUGUAUGUACAUACAAGAUAUGUAUAUAGCUAAAUUAAAAAUUCUUAUUGUAA